Cloeon dipterum is the source of this 666-nucleotide messenger RNA. RefSeq lists its product as uncharacterized. The record is from RefSeq and is a predicted model, not a curated record. The transcript is spliced from 2 exons. NCBI's taxonomy places the organism in Eukaryota, Metazoa, Arthropoda, Insecta, Ephemeroptera, Baetidae. Bases 82 to 576 code for a protein of 164 amino acids.
GAGAAGAUAACAUGCUUUUUUCUCUUAUUUUGCCAGUGAGAAGUGAGACUCUGGACAGGGCGUUGGAGUGAAGGCAAAGAAAUGUUGAAGAUGAAGGUGAUGCCGUUCGCAGCGAUAAUCCUUUUAAUGGUUAUCCUCCGCACAAAUUUGGUGCAAGCAGACGGAAUCGAAAACAAGGAGUGCUCCAUCACUGAGGACGGCGACGGCAAGAAUUUCGUUUACAUGAAUUGGCUCCUCCUGGCGGUCAAGUAUCAGCGGUACAGCUCGCCCGAUGACGAGGCCAAGUGGAGGGUGAAACCCGUGAAUUUGGGAGGAAAAACCUACUACGAGCUGAGGAACGUCGAACGUGACAAAUACAUGACGGGUCACAAGAACAAAGCAGUUUACGGCUCAAAUGAGCCGUACAGCAAGUCGGACGACGAGUCCACCCUGUGGGAGAUCAAUCCCGCCGAUGAAAAUGUCUCGGUAACCAUCAAGAACUACAAACACGGAUACUUGCGCCUGCCGAAAGGAAGUGGUUCGUAUGUGCGCCUCACCUCAAGUUCUGGCAACAAGUGGAACUUCAAAUGUGAAUAAUUUACUAAUUUUCAUUUACUUGCUUUCCUGCUGAAAAAAAAUCAUGAAACGAUCUAUUUUUAUCGUGCCUGAAUAAAACGCUUUGCAAUG